AUGCGCACUGGAGGGGCCUUAUUACGUGAGUGAACGCAAGAGGAUGCUCGUGGACAAGGCCUAGAUGUCGAGAGCACUGGCAACAGCCCUUCAAGAAUGGGACAUUCAGGAGAAAGAAUUUCAGCAGAUUCCGGAGACCCGUCGACUUUACAUGCAGAAGUUAAAUGAAGUCUCCAGGCUUCAAAAGAACUUUGUUACAUCCGUAGCUGGACAAAAGAAGAAUUUGACACAGUUAUCCAAAUCAUUGAAGAAAUGCAAUAAAGGUCUGACGGAAGAGGAUAAGAACACCGUGGAGAAGGUCAAAGGUCACGUUCAAGAUAUGCAAAACAAUUUAAAUCAAAUGGAGGCAUUUCUUCCAAAGAAAAAUGGGCUCUAUCUUAGCCUUGUCCUUGGAAAUGUGAAUGUCAACCUCCUCAGCAAAGAGUUGAAAGCUGAAUACAAAGAUGAGUACGAAAAGUUCAAGUUGUUUGUGACCAUGAUUAUGUUCCUGUUGUCCUUCUUGUGUCACUUCUUCAUCGCCUACAGAGCUGUGGAUGCACUUCUGUACUUCAUGUUGGUGUGGUACUAUUGCACCCUGACGAUCCGUGAGAGCAUCCUCAUCAGCAAUGGGUCCAGAAUUAAGGGCUGGUGGGUUGUCCACCAUUAUAUUUCUGCCUUUCUGUCGGGGGUUAUGCUAACCUGGCCAGAUGGUGAAUUGUAUCAGUCAUUCCGGAACCCAUUUCUGGCCUAUUGUUUGUAUCAAAGCUUCGUGCAAUGUCUUCAGUACUACUAUCAAAGUGGAUGUCUCUACAGACUUAAAGCACUGGGAGAACGGCACAACAUGGAUUUGACUGUUGAGGGAUUUCAGUCAUGGAUGUGGCGUGGACUGACCUUCCUCCUUCCCUUUCUUUUCCUGGGUCACUUUUGGCAGCUUUGGAAUAGCAUAUCCCUGUUCAGGAUGGCUCACCUCCCUGAGUGUAAGGAGUGGCAGAUAUCCAUGUGUGGAUUCUGCUUUCUGGUUCUGUUUACUGGAAACUUUUUCACCACAGUUGCAGUUGUUCGUCACAAGAUCAAGAAUGAAAAGACCAAGAGGCUGUAAUUUUUUACUUUCCUUUAAAAAUGGCCGUGAAAACGUUUCUAAAAGUGUAGAUCGUACUUAAAAUGAUUAUUAUAGCAAAACUGUUAUUUAUACUU
This is a messenger RNA of Triplophysa dalaica, 1173 nucleotides long. It is a transcript of the gene tmem120ab, whose product is annotated as transmembrane protein 120Ab. Gene Ontology annotation, cellular component: membrane. The transcript has 13 exons. The record is from RefSeq and is a predicted model, not a curated record. NCBI's taxonomy places the organism in Eukaryota, Metazoa, Chordata, Actinopteri, Cypriniformes, Nemacheilidae. The coding region runs from base 65 to 1078 and encodes 337 amino acids. Gene Ontology annotation, biological process: fat cell differentiation.